UAAGAACACGUUCGUCUACCUCAAUGGACCAGAACACAGGGCACGAGGACGCGUCCAAUAACCAACUAGACUACCUGGCCUUAUUAAACAUCAACAAGUUUUAACACAGUUUGGCGAAGAGGAGUGUUGGUGCGUUAUUUAUUCAAGUUGUUCUGCCUAGUGCGACAGUCUAAGUUAGUUAAGCUUGCUUUAGCUAGCGCGUGUUUGUAUGCACAUUGCAGUCAUUAGGGCCCUAAUAAGACGGCUUGUUUUGUGAACUCUGUUCCUUCUCGUUGGAGUAUUGUUUAGUAGUGUUUGUUGGUGGUUGAUUUCGUGGACCUGCUGGACAGAUAUGGGAGAGGCCAGUCCUAGGCCAACCAUGCCGGGUGAGAAAAAAAAUAAACAGUCCUCGUACAAAGUACAUCAAGAACCGGUGAACGACUUGAGCCGUCAGUCGAUUCAGACAACUGAUGGAGCACGAAUAUCUCGUCUAUGCCCUGACAAUAAACUAGUUAGUGUUUAUCAAGAAGAUGUUACUACACUGUAUGAAGGUUUCCAAAAAGGAGUCCGUAGUUCAGGAGACAAGCCUUGCCUGGGCUGGAAACCUUCCCCAGACAAACCUUAUCAAUGGUUAACAUAUAAUGAGGUCAAUGAAAGAGUCACAGCCUUUGGUUCUGGACUGGUUUCUCUUGGUUUAAAGCCUCAAAAUGAGACACGAGUUGGAAUAUAUUCACAGAACAGACCUGAGUACACUAUAGCAGAUCAGGGAUUUUUCAGACAUUCAAUCUGUGGUGUGCCCUUGUAUGAUACACUUGGAGAAGAAGCAUGUAAUUUUAUUAUAAAUCAAGCUGAACUCUCCACAAUUAUAUGUGACAACAAUGCAAAAGUUACAGCAUUACUUGAUAGACGGAAAAAGUUUCCUGUUUUAACACGGAUUAUUUUAAUGGAAAAAAUUACAGAAGAAAAUAAGACAAGAGCAGCUCAUGAUGGAGUUCAUUUAAUACAGUUUGAAGAUGUUGAGAAAUUGGGCAGAGAAAACCCAGUUGAAGCUAAACCCCCCAAACCCAGUGAUUUGUGUAUGGUUUGUUAUACAAGUGGCACAACAGGUACACCUAAAGGAGCUAUGUUGAGUCAUGCCAAUAUGAUUGCAUGUAUUUCUGGAGCUUUGUUAUUCUUGGAAAAAUGUGGGAUAAUACUGAACCAUGAGGAUUCAUUGAUUUCCUACCUACCACUUGCACAUUCCUAUGAAAGGAUCAUUGAGGCCUGCAUCUUAAUAGUAGGUGCUCGUAUUGGAUUUUUCCAAGGUGAUGUCAGAAAAUUAAUGGAUGACAUCAAAGAACUCAAACCUACCCUCUUUCCAUCUGUGCCUAGAUUGUUGAAUAGGUUUUAUGAUAAGGUAUUAUCCGGUGUGAAUUCCAGCAAACUCAAGAAGUUCUUGUUUGAUCUGGCUAUGAGCAGUAAAAGUAAAGAACUGAAACGGGGAGUGAUAAGAAACAACAGCAUAUGGGAUAAAAUUGUUUUCCGAAAUGUACAAGCAGCUCUAGGUGGUCGUGUGCGUCUCAUAACUACAGGAUCAGCCCCCAUCUCUGGGACUGUGUUAAGUUUCUUGAGGUGCAUAGUGGGUUGUCCUAUUCUUGAAGGCUAUGGACAAACAGAAAAUUCAGCUGUCUGUACACUGACAAUAGUUGGUGACCCAGAUUCUGGCCAUGUUGGACCACCAUUACCAUGUACUAUGAUUAAGCUAGCAGAUGUUCCAGAAAUGGAUUACUAUUCUAAUAACAACAAGGGAGAGGUAUGUUUGAAGGGAGGCAACAUAUUUUUGGGUUAUUUGAAUGACCCUGUAAAAACCAAAGAAGCUUUAGAUGAUGAUGGCUGGCUUCAUACAGGAGAUGUUGGAGAGUGGGCUGCUAAUGGUACACUGAAAAUAAUAGACAGGAAAAAAAAUAUCCUGAAACUUGCCCAGGGAGAAUAUGUUGCACCAGAAAAGAUUGAAAAUGUUCUUGUCCAAUCACCAUAUAUUGCUCAAAUUUAUGUACAUGGUGACAGUUUACAGGCGUUUUUGGUGGGGAUUGUAAUUCCAGACCCAGAAACAUUUCCAGCUUUAUGUAGUAAGCUUGGCUUCAAUGGUAGUAUAAAGGAGCUCAUUCAAAUCAAGGAAGUGAAACAGGCAAUUUUAAAAGAUUUAACAGAUUUGGGAAAGAAAAGUGGUUUAUCAUCACUUGAAAUAGUGAAAGAUAUUCACAUACACCCUGAACUUUUCUCUGUUGAAAAUGGAAUGUUAACUCCCACUUUCAAAACAAAACGCCAGGAUGUUUCUAAAUACUUUGCUAAUGAGAUAAAAGAAAUGUAUGAUCAUGCAAUGGAAAAUAACAAAGUAUAAAACCUGAUCAAUAUGUUAACGAUAUUAAAAAUUGUGCUUUAUAUCAGAAAAACAUCAAUUUAUCCAGUCUGAUCAUAUUUUUUUUUUGUUUGGCGCUUAAUUCCUUAUAAGCCAUAGAGUGACGAUUACAAUUAUAUCAAUAUACAUGAAAAUGACGGAGCUAAUAUGUGGUCCUUAAGUUUUGAUUGUGAAUGUUAUUAAUGAAGAUAAAGUGGCAGCAAAUGUAGGUAAAAGUGAUGUGCAUUGUAAAAUGGGCACAUACUUCUGCAACACAGAAUAUUUAUAAGAUAAUAUUGUGUUGUGCCAUUUAUUUAUUUAAACAAUCAGUUUGAGUUUGGGUGUACACUGCCAAGAUAGACUGCAUGUAAAUUCUUUAUGAAAUGUGAUUGCUUGAAUGGGAAUCUUGUAUGAUUGUAUUAUGUUUUCAUCAGUUUGUGAGAUAAUGACAGGCAUUUGCUGAAGUACACAGUAAUUUGUAUGAUUGUAUUUUGUUUUCAACAGUUUGUGAGAUAAUGACAGGCAUUUGCUGAAAUACACAAUAAUUUGUAUGAUUGUAUUUUGUUUUCACUAGUUUGUGAGAGGAUAGGCAUUUGAAGUGCACAUUAAAAUAAUCAAUUGCAUUUUCUGUAAACUAGAUUUAAAGUAAAACGGACCUUCCCCCACCCAACCCUCCUCUAAUUAUAGUUUUAUCACCAUUGGGUAUAAAUUCUUUUUUUUUUUUUUACUAAAAUGUAUCAAAUUUUUUGUCAAUGUUUGUUUAUACAUCUCUUACAAAAAAGCAUAUCAGAAUGUGCAAAUAUAACAUGUUUGGUUUAUGCAAAUUGAAGGAAUUCUAUUGACAUUGAUGUAGUAAAUGUUUUGCAUCACUUUCAUUAGUCGACAUCCAUUGAGACAGAAUUUAACAGAAGUCUUGAGCUUCAAAAGUUCAAAAAGUACCCAGAAAAUUGUCCAUUUGCCCCUAAUUACAAUUCUGAUCACACAAAGGUUAGAAACUGAUAGAAAUCUUACAACUCUUAUUGACUUUGACAGAAGCUGGUCUUGUUUUAGUAUGUGUAAUACAUUUAUUCAUUUAAUAUCAGCCAUAAUAAAAAAAUUAUACUUCACUACUAAAGGCGUGUCCUAUUUUUUUUCUUUAAUGUAAUGGUUAGCAUUACUUGGAUUUUAAAAAAAUGUAUUUCUUCUUUCAAGUUCUGUUGUAUUGUUAAAAAAUAAAGGUAGGCUAUAUAAUUAUUAUCAACGGCUAUUUUGACUAUAACUCCUUUUUACAAAAGGAUGGGCAGAGUAAAAUAUAUAUAGAAAUUCUGUGGAGUUUUAUUAUUAGUUUCUUUGGAAGUUUUGUUUCAAAUUUAAUCCACCAAUCAAUGGUUAAAAUCACUUUCAUUAAGAUAUUGUAUUCACCCCACAUAUUUUUUUAAAACCUUAAUGUACAAAGUAAUUGAGGGCAAGUUUGAUUGUAUAAAGCCUAAUUGUAACAUUCUGUUUUUGCAUUAUUCUAAUGUAUAUUUUUUAAUUUACAAAAAUGGGGGCAUUUUAUAAACAAAUAAAAACUGCCAUUUAGUAUAUUUUAAGCUCCAAAGCCAUUAUUUCCAAUAACUUAUCAAAUAUACUUUUUAAGACAAAUCAGGUUUUUUUUUACUAAGCAGAAUUUGUUGGUUUUUGAAAUUAUGAAUUCCAACUCACUUUGAUGUGUUAUUGCAGUGUACAUCAUUUGUGAUAUUCAGACCAAGUUGAUAAAAAUGCUUUGAUUAGAAACCAAAUAAAACACAACUGUUUGACUGA
Molecule: messenger RNA, 4138 nt
Organism: Physella acuta
Lineage: Eukaryota; Metazoa; Mollusca; Gastropoda; Physidae
Product: long-chain-fatty-acid--CoA ligase 1
Biological process (GO): fatty acid metabolic process
Cellular component (GO): membrane; endoplasmic reticulum
Molecular function (GO): long-chain fatty acid-CoA ligase activity
Source: RefSeq, a predicted model, not a curated record